CCGGACGGAUAGUAACAUCCGGGAUGUACGUCACGACGGGACUCCGCCGUGAUUGAUCAAAUCCCAUCGUUUUAAUCCUCCGUGACCAAUGACCGAGUCGGUCGAGAUCACGACUGUGGGAGAGUAAACGGUGGAAAUCGAGUCCGUUCGAAAAACGUUCGAGAGGAAGAUCCUUGGAUGAUGUGGGAGAUGAAAAGCGUGCGCGCCAUCAUGCAGCGGAAGAAGCAGCGAGUCCGCCAGACGCACGAAUAUCCGAUUCGCUCUGAUUGCGGAAGGUGUAAAGCCACGGUGAACGGAGAUAAUUGCCUGACAGUUGGUAACCCUGUGCCAACUGUGAUCGGAGAAAACGUGCGAGGUGUCGUGGUGUCCGCGUUCGAAACGCCGAGGGGAAAGUCUCGCAGUCUCGUUUUUACGUUCGUUUCGCCGGGCGAGUGACGUGAAGCGACGUGACGAGUGGUAGAAAAAGAGAGAGACCUGACGGUGGUGUUAUCAGAUAGAAGUAAAGGAAAAAUGGACAGGUACGCGACGUGGCUGUCCCUGUUGUACGUGUCGGGGAGUGUGCUCUUAGCGCACACGAGCCACGUAGCCGGCUCGACGACGAUACGCGGUGUACCGUUGGCGAUGAGAUCGAUGUACAGCCCGAGUCGCGAAUUUUUCGAAUGCUUAGACGGCAGUAUGCUGAUACCGUUUUCAAACGUCAACGACAACUACUGCGACUGUGCGGACGCCAGCGACGAGCCCGGCACGUCGGCAUGCGGUAACGGCAUAUUCUAUUGCGAGAACGCCGGCCACCAACCGCAUUACGUGCCGUCGUCCUGGGUCAACGACGGCGUGUGCGACUGUUGCGACGCGAGCGACGAGUACGACUACCCGUCCGAGUCCAAGUGCCAAAACACAUGCCACAUAUUGGCGAAGGAAGCGAAACUGGUGCAGCAAAAAGCGGAGCAGCAGGCGCGCGACGGCAACAAGGUGCGCCUGGAGAUGGUGAGCAAGGGCAAGGCCAUCAAGGCGGAGUAUCGGUCGCAGUUGGUGAAGCUCAGGGCGAGUUACGAGGAGGCGGAGCUGAUGAAGAAGGAGAAGGAGAUACUGAAGGCGCAGACGGAGGAGAGGGAGAAGUUAGCGUUGGAAAAGUACAAACCAGCUGAGCCGGUUACUGAGGAGGAGUCGUUAGUGGCUUCGGAAACUAGAAUGUUAUUGAUCGACCCUGAAUUGGAAAAAUGUUUCCGUAUUCUGGAUGAAAACAAUGAUGGUACACUGACAUUGCAUGAAGUGGAACAGAGAGUCCUCGAUGGCAAGAAUAUCCCUUCGUCUGUGACAGUGCACGAUUCAAAGUACGUUCUGUUUGGCCAGUUGGCUGGCACAUGGGAUGAAUUCUUGAGUAUGGCACGGGAAAAGGAGCACCAUGAAGUAAAACUUGCAGUGGAAAAGAUUAAGGCUAUAGCAGGAUAUCCCAUACGCGAGAUUUCAGAUGACGAAGGAGAAGAAGGAGAGGAAGACGAAGGCGAUAUUGGCGAAAGAGAGGAGGAGGAAACGGAAUCAGACGCGGAAGCAGAAGCAGAAACAGGGGUAGAGAAGGAAACAGAAGACACGAUUCAGUAUGAUGAAGAAACGCAGGCUUUGAUCGACGAGGCGAACAGUGCUCGCGAACGCUUACAGGAGGCCGAGAAGGCCGUGAGCGAGUUGCAGUCGGAAAUCAACCAGCUGGAGGUGAAACUGCGCCACAACUAUGGGCCAGAUGACGAGUUCGCGUCGCUCCACGGCGAGUGCUUCGAGUACACGGACAUGGAAUACAUUUACAAAUUAUGCCUGUACGACAAGGCGACCCAGAGGUCUAAGUCGCACGGCGGUAGCGAAGUGAAUCUUGGUCAGUUUAACAGGUUUGUCGGGCCGACUGGCAACAAAUUCUCCAGAAUGGAGUACGAUAAGGGGCUCACCUGUUGGAACGGCCCGCCGCGUUCUACGCUCGUCACUCUGUCUUGCGGAACGGAGACCAAGCUCAUCUCGGUGACGGAGCCGAGUCGCUGUGAAUACGCCAUGGAGCUGACCACGCCGGCUCUGUGUAGAACAGACAGUAUAGAGACCGCCGACGCGCAACAAACGCCCGACGUGCAACAGACUCUCGACGAACAACCAACGUCCGACGAGCAACACGCGCAUGACGAAUUGUAAACGGUUGCUCUGUCGUUUAGUGAAAUGCGAAACGCGCGAGAUCACACGUUCAAAGUGAGUGUCGAGCACUUAUGGGCCCUUGGCUGGCCGUGAGACGAGAUUGCAAGGAUUGAUAAUGUUGUAAUCACAAGGAUUAAUUAUAAGGAAUCAUGAUAUAUGACAAUUCGUCGGGUCGUUUUUUCAUGCAAAACCUUUGCAAUGCGAUCGUGUAUAAUCAGCGACGCUAUUCCAAACGCUACCGCAAGUCACUGACGGGCGAUAAAGCUCCCCGUGAAAAUUUCAUAGCCAUUUCGAGUCGAAGGUGAUACCUUAUCAGCGAGUAUUUUUAGCAGCGAUACUUAGUAUUCACUUGGGUGAAACGACGUUAUGUGUUACUUAUUAAUUGUAAAUUACCAAUUGGCAAUUUAUCAAUCGUCUCGACGUUGCGUAAUCUCAGUGAAAUUGAAACGUUAAAAAAUGUAAUGAUUGACCAGAUUCUGAGAUUUGGUACACCGAGUGAGAUUACUGAACUCAUCAGAGCCUGAUUAUUUGUUACAUCAAUAAAAAAAUUCGAUCGAUUCUUUAUUACGUGACUCUUGUAUAUAAAGAAAAUGAUGUGAAACCUUUUGAUUAUUCUAUCGUAUAAUUGCCUGUUUUAAUAAUUCAUGUUGGGAAAAAAUAAAAUGAUUGAGAAUGCUCAAGUAUCUCUGCUUGAAAUUGUGCUACCUAUUAAUAAAUUUAGUGCUAAUUAACGAUCCAACUGUCACAGUUGCAAUCAAUUUACUCGUCCUUGCAACCUCGCCGAGUCCGUCGACUUAGUAUUGAAUGGAGCAAGUUCGUUAGCGAUAACCGAAAUAAUUAUCCUUAUCUCAUUCUGCAAAGUCGAUAGAGUUAUUGUUAUGAGAAUCAUUGCCAACGUUAAAAGAGAGAAAAAACGAAUCUAGCUGUUACAUUCCUCCUUUUGUACACGACGCAUUUCUACGAUUGUGAUUUAAAAGUGAAUCGAGAUUUAAUGUUCACGACCGAUCAGGUCAGAUGAAACAUACUUUAUACCACUUAGCGUGCAUAGUUGGAAACGGGAGAGAUGAGAAAGAAAGAACAAACAGUUACUGUUUCCGGCGUUUGAUUAGUCACUCAUACGUACAGACUAUGCCUAAUGUCCAUCAUUGUAUACACUUAAGUCGGAUAUUUUGUAAUUUUUAAAGGUUCCGUCACGCCACGGCGUGACAUGAGUCACGAGGAUCUAUAAUAAAGAGAGAAAAAAAAUUCUGUUGUCGAACUGUAA
Dinoponera quadriceps is the source of this 3433-nucleotide messenger RNA. It is a transcript of the gene GCS2beta, whose product is annotated as glucosidase 2 subunit beta. Gene Ontology annotation, biological process: N-glycan processing. The coding region runs from base 511 to 2169 and encodes 552 amino acids. Gene Ontology annotation, cellular component: glucosidase II complex. Gene Ontology annotation, molecular function: protein binding; calcium ion binding. Lineage: Eukaryota; Metazoa; Arthropoda; Insecta; Hymenoptera; Formicidae. The transcript has 3 exons. The record is from RefSeq and is a predicted model, not a curated record.